This is a messenger RNA of Carassius carassius (crucian carp), 1284 nucleotides long. Its product is annotated as V-set domain-containing T-cell activation inhibitor 1-like. The coding region runs from base 266 to 1057 and encodes 263 amino acids. The transcript has 5 exons. Gene Ontology annotation, cellular component: external side of plasma membrane. The record is from RefSeq and is a predicted model, not a curated record. NCBI's taxonomy places the organism in Eukaryota, Metazoa, Chordata, Actinopteri, Cypriniformes, Cyprinidae. Gene Ontology annotation, biological process: positive regulation of T cell proliferation; immune response; negative regulation of T cell proliferation.
GAACCCUUCCGAAAGGAACGCAGGAUGUGUGCUGAAUUUAGUUUUAGUACAAGCACUUUUGUAUAUAGUAAAUCGAGUCAUAUAUAUUUUUUUUCUGCCAUGAAAUACCUAUUUUUUAAUACACUAGUGGUAGGCACGAACGAUUUUGCGACACUAUGUUUCGUUUUACGGUGCUUCCCUAAACACGCCGAUAGAGGUUGCAUUAUCUAGAUUUGAGCAAUCCAUCGCAGUCCAGACAUUACUAUUGUAAGCUUUGUCACAAGUCAUGAACAUCAGGUGCUGUGUUGUUUUACUCCAUUUGUUAAUGUUGAUCAAUGAAGUGUCUCUGUUGGUCACCGUUGAGGGUGUCGUUGGAGGUUCUGUUGUUUUACCUUGUUCUUCUGAAGAAUCUCAGCUUACAACUGAAGAUAUUACAGUAAAUUGGAAACACCAUGACAGUUUGAAUGUAUAUGCCAUUAAUAAUGGUCGAGUCUCUGUGGAAAAACAGGAUCCACAGUACAGGAACAGAGCUGAAAGUUUUCCUGAGGAGUAUCUGAGAGGAAACUUCUCCAUCAAACUCAACAACCUUCAACACACUGAUGCAGGAAAAUACCAGUGCUACAUCAUAGAGGAAUCAAAAAUUCCGACUGUGGAGCUACGUGUCAAAGUGCCUCUGCAGGUCUUGAUUGUGGGUUAUGUUGGAGAUUCUGUGGUUUUACCUUGUUCUUCUGAGCUGAACACAGCUGAAGACAUUACAGUGCACUGGAGACACAAUGAUAGUCUGAAAGUCUUUGACAUUAUUGAUGGUAAAGUUUCUCUGCAAGAGCAGGAUUCAGUUUUUAAGAACCGAACUGAAAGCUUCCCUCAAGCGUUUAAGACUGGAAACUUCUCCCUCAAACUCAACAACCUUCAGUACAAUGAUACAGGAAACUACAUGUGCCACAUCACAAAUGAAUUACUCAUUUACAGCAUGGAGCUACUCGUCAAAGAUGAAAAAGACCAAGGAACACAAUCAAGAACAGAGAAGAUCGUAACUUUAGUGGCUUUGCUUUCUGUUUUCAUUCUGCUCUGUAUUUAAGUAUAUUGACCGGAGAAGCAGUUUGUCUUCUUAUUACAGUAUCUACAUGAGCUACUGUAAUGUUACUGAGUUUCCAACCUCAACCUGAUCAGCUGAGACCACCACAACCUUCAAAAACAGCUGAAGACACUCCUCAUCCAUUUUAUGUGUUCAUUUAUUUAAUGUCCCCCGAUAUCCUCAAUUUGAUUAGUUUUUGACUGUUUAGGGGAAUAAAUGUAAAGACUGGA